This is a messenger RNA of Esox lucius (northern pike), 2280 nucleotides long. RefSeq names its product hydroxysteroid (17-beta) dehydrogenase 12a (gene hsd17b12a). Gene Ontology annotation, cellular component: endoplasmic reticulum. The transcript has 11 exons. Gene Ontology annotation, molecular function: oxidoreductase activity. NCBI's taxonomy places the organism in Eukaryota, Metazoa, Chordata, Actinopteri, Esociformes, Esocidae. The record is from RefSeq and is a predicted model, not a curated record. Bases 147 to 1154 code for a protein of 335 amino acids.
UUAAAUCAGGAUAGACUAGUGUUGAGGGAGUUGUGGGAGUGUGAUGCUACAACCUCCUUAUAAAGGGACUCUCACGUUGUGUCUUCAAAUUAGAGCACAUUGCUUAAGUUUGAGGUCUCUAAAACACUAAUUGAAAAGCCGCUGUCAUGUCUUGGUUGAACGUGGAGGACAUGCUUCGUGUGACCGAGACGCCGUUCUUCUGGGUCGGGGCAUUCACCGUGGGCUCACUAUCUUUGUGGGUGCUUCAUCGACUCCUCCAAGGUUUUCGGAUUUGGGUCUUGGGAAAUGGACAGUUGCUCUCUCCGAAACUGGGCAAAUGGGCAGUUGUGACUGGAGCCACAGAUGGAAUUGGGAAGGUCUAUGCAGAGGAGCUCGCUCGAAAGGGGUUUGCCAUGAUGCUAAUCAGCCGCUCACAGGACAAGCUGGAUGAUGUCGCCAGACAGCUUGAGGAGCAGUACAGGGUUGAGACCAAGACUAUUGCAGUGGACUUUGGCCUAUCGGACAUCUACCCCAAGAUUGAAGCUGGACUGGCAGGCCUGGAAAUUGGAGUGCUGGUAAACAAUGUGGGAAUCUCCUAUCCCUACCCGGAAUAUUUCCUGCAUAUCCCAGACCUGGACAAUUUCAUAACCAACAUGAUCAACGUGAACAUAACUUCAGUUUGCCAGAUGACUCGUCUAGUUCUGCCCAGAAUGGUGGAGAGGUCGAAGGGUGUGGUUCUCAACAUCUCCUCUGCCAGUGGCAUGUACCCUGUACCCCUCCUGACUGUAUAUUCUUCUUCCAAGGCUUUUGUGGACUUCUUCUCUCGUGGACUUCAGGAAGAGUACAAAGCCAAGGGAAUCAUUGUCCAGAGUGUGCUGCCGUUUUUUGUCGCCACCAAGAUGACCCGGAUCAGGAAGCCAACCCUGGACAAGCCCACGCCUGAGCGCUACGUGGCCGCUGAGCUGAGCACGAUUGGACUACAGGAUCAGACCAACGGCUACUUCCCCCACGCCAUCAUGGGUUGGCUCACCACGGUCCUGGUGCCCAUCAACCUGGUCAUAUACUUCGGGGCCAGAAUGAACCGAGCCCAGCGUACUGGAUACCUGAAGAGGAGGAAGAUGAGGGAGCUGGCCAAUCAAAGCAACGGGAAGAGUGAGGGGCUCAAGCGUGAAUAAGAGUCCCCAUUAAGAGGGAUAGAGGAUAGAAACUGAAAUGGAACUACCGUACGGUGUGUGUGUGCGCGUGUGUGUGUGUGUGUGUCAGGCAAAGGACUCUGAACAGAAAAUCCUAAUUUGUCUGUGACACAAAUAAUUGGUGAGAAGAAUCUUUAACCACGGUGAUUUUCGUUGACUCUGCUGUUGUAAGCAGGGAAAUGGUGGCUGGCCAAUUAUCUCUUAUUUAUUUUUUUAUGUACGUACAACCGAGCCACACAAUCUUCAGCUGCCCAUGCACAGUAUGAAGUGCUGUUCACGUGUCGGCUGUGUCUGGAAGCGUCUCCGCUGAUUGGAGGCGACCCUCCACCGUUCCUCCCCAUUGGCUCUCAAUGUGCUUUGAGAGGAAGGGAUUGAGAAAUCAAAGCUUUGAUGGAAUGUCCACUUCAUACGGCCUUUCUAAGGGGGAGCGCUCUUCCACCCCAGCUUGUUGGUCUAGACUUGUUUCGCUGUGUUUUCAAUCAUGACUGUUGGCAUUUUGUGCAUAUGUAUUUGUGUAUGGAAAAAUGUGGUGGGAUUUGUUGCACUGACUUGAUGCUUUGUUUUCAUUUUUUUUUUAAGUUGCUUUUGUAUUUGUUUGUUCCAAAAAAAUGCAUAUUAUUCCCUUAUGUCUUAUCCACCUUCCUUCCAGUUCACAUUGGUAUUGGUUAUGUGCAAUGAGGGGAUUUUUAUAUGGACCAGUGAACCAGCUAAAGACCCAUAAGUUUCAUUGAGAAACUGAAGAUACACCUGUUGCCUUAUGUUCAUGCUGUGACGUGGAUGCCGAAGAUUGUAUACUAUAUACUGACUCAGUAUCUUUCAGUAUACUGUGCACAAUGGUCUUUUGGGUUGCUGGGGGAUCUUUCCAACGAUGUACAACUGUUUAUCUGGGUGUUGGUCUACGUGUGCCUUGGAUCUCUGUAUGACUUGUUCUGACCAAUGUCCAGUGUUUACAUUGCCCUAUGAAAAAUUCUCAGGUGUGAAGCUGUAACAGUUUUAUAAUAUCAGGAAUUUCGAGCAAGGAAUUGCCAUGUACUGCUGUCGCUCUCGUUGCUUUGCACCUGUAUGUGAGCUUUUUAUAAUUUGAUAAUAAAUACUGUAUGAUAAAGAA